GACUGUAUGAAAUAUUAAACAAAAUAUUUAAGUUUUUCAAUAUAGUAAGACGUUAUAUAAAAUAAGUAUAGAAAUGCUUAAUGUAUAUGAUAAAGAUUACAGAGUUCUGGAUUUGGUACGGCAACGUGAAAUACAGGAUUCUGCAGCUUAUACAGUCGCUCAGAAAUUACAUGUUACAGAAAACUUAAUUUCUCGAUUAGGAUUAGAGAAAGAGUUAGUUGGGCAUACAGGAUGUGUCAAUUGUUUAGAAUGGAACGAAAGUGGACAAAUUCUCGCCUCAGCAUCUGAUGACAUGAAUAUCAUCUUAUGGGAUCCAUUUCGAUAUGAAAAAAAGUUAGUACUACAUACAGGUCAUUAUGGAAACAUAUUUUCUGUUAAGUUCAUGCCAAAAUCAAAUGACAGCAUAUUGGUAUCGGGUGCUGGAGAUAGCAAGGUGCGAGUUCGUGACCUAACACUUACUGAACCUAUACUUAUAUGCAAUUGUCAUAUGGGCCGUGUCAAACGUAUUGCUACCGCAUCUACUGUUCCUUUCCUGUUUUGGAGUGCUGCAGAAGAUGGUCUUAUUUUACAAUAUGAUAUUCGUGCUCCUCACACUUGCAAAAGUAGUGUAUCUAAUACUGUAUUAAUUAACCUUUAUAAUCACAUGGGUCGAAAUGCGGAAGCUAAAUGUGUCACUGUGAAUCCAAAACGACCAGAGUUAAUAGCUGUUGGAGCUAGUGAUGCCUACAUACGAAUGUAUGAUCGCAGGAUGAUUAAGCUUUCUCAGGUGCCUAUUAUCCCUAGAGGACACGCAAGUUUACGUCGUGCUGGUGAAGGUGAUCAAGAUGAGAAUAUUCCAUUGGGUUGCGCUCAGUAUUUUAUCGCGGGCCAUCUGCAGUCUCGACAGCGUGACAAUAAUAGGAGUCUUACUACUACAUACUUAACCUUCAGUGCUGAUGGAAAUGAACUUCUUGUUAACAUGGGUGGGGAACAAAUUUAUUUAUUUGACAUCAACAAUCCAAAGAACGUAAAGACAUGCUUUGGUUAUACUACAUAUACUUACACAGGGGACUUCGGGAAAUCUUGCUACACGGACAAAAAUAGUGAGGAUAGUAUAGAGUAUGCUAAGAAAAAUGUGAAAGUUCUGCCACCUCAUGUUGAAAAAUUAAAAUACGAAGCUAAUAAGUGUUUUGAGCAACAGAACUAUGUGUUGGCAAUUACUUUGUAUGAUAAGGCAAUUAGUUACUGUCCUACAGCUGCUGUGCUUUAUGCUAACAGAGCUGCAGCAUAUAUGAAACGAACUUGGGAUGGUGACAUAUAUGCGGCUCUUAAAGACUGUCAAACAACGUUACUCCUUGAUCCAGGACAUGUCAAAGCACGUUUUAGACUGGCGCGUUGCUUAUUUGACUUAGAUCGGGCAACAGAAGCUGAUAAAGUACUUAAAGAAUUUCAACAAAAAUUUCCUGAAUAUACAUCCAAUUCAGCAUGUAAAGCAUUAAAAAUGGAUAUAAAAGAAGCUAUAGAUUCUGGUAGAGAUAAUAGCAUGAGUCAGCCAAUGUUCCAUAUAUCAGAAUAUGAAAAAGAAUGGCGACAUAAUACGAUUGAUUAUAAAAUGAGAUUUUGUGGACACUGCAACACUACAACUGAUAUAAAAGAGGCUAACUUCUUUGGAAACAAUGGUCAAUAUAUUGUGGCAGGAUCAGAUGAUGGUUCUUUUUUUAUUUGGGAUCGUAGUACUACGAAUAUUAUUCGCGUACUAAGAGGAGAUGAACGAAUUGUAAACUGUCUUCAACCUCAUCCAUCUACAUGUUUAUUAGCUACUAGUGGUAUUGACCCAGUAAUCAGAUUAUGGAGCCCAUUGCCCGAGGAUGGUAGCGUCAACGACAGAAAAAUUCAGAAUUUAGAAGAUGCUGCAGCUGCAAAUCAAAUACGGAUGAACACUGAUCCGUUUGAGGUAAUGCUCAUGAAUAUGGGAUAUAGAUUUCCUGUUCAACAAGCUGAACAUAGUGAUGAUGAUAAUGAACAACAACAUCAGCCAAUCAUGCAACCUCUGAAUUGUAGACCGAGUUAAAUUUUUGAAAAACUUUGAAAAAUGGCAUAAAAUUGCAACUAAAUAUCUGAAGACUUAUUCAAUGCUAUAAUUGUAGAGUAUCGAUACUUUAAUUCUAAUUAUCUAUUUUUUUAUUAAUUCUUUGUAGCUGUUGACUUUUCAGUAAAUAAAAUGCUAAAGUAUAUUUGAAAUGGUGUUACGAA
This is a messenger RNA of Megalopta genalis, 2232 nucleotides long. It is a transcript of the gene adp, whose product is annotated as WD and tetratricopeptide repeats 1. Gene Ontology annotation, biological process: negative regulation of fatty acid biosynthetic process. Gene Ontology annotation, cellular component: Cul4-RING E3 ubiquitin ligase complex; cytoplasm. NCBI's taxonomy places the organism in Eukaryota, Metazoa, Arthropoda, Insecta, Hymenoptera, Halictidae. The record is from RefSeq and is a predicted model, not a curated record. Gene Ontology annotation, molecular function: protein binding.